Molecule: messenger RNA, 937 nt
Organism: Canis lupus familiaris (dog)
Lineage: Eukaryota; Metazoa; Chordata; Mammalia; Carnivora; Canidae
Gene: DNALI1
Product: dynein axonemal light intermediate chain 1
Exons: 6
Coding region: 78-854 (258 amino acids)
Cellular component (GO): axoneme; filopodium
Molecular function (GO): dynein heavy chain binding
Source: RefSeq, a predicted model, not a curated record
CGGGGGGUUUCCAUGGUGACGGCAAACAAGGAGCACGCUGGAGGGGCGGCCGCCGGACUCGAACCCGCGUCGCCGCCAUGAUCCCCCCUGCGGACUCUCUGCUCAAGUACGACACCCCGGUGCUGGUGAGCCGGAACACGGAGAAGCGGAGCCCCAAGGCACGGCCACUGAAGGUCAGCCCCCAGCAGCCCGGACCCUCCGGUCCAGUCCCACAGCCACCAAAGACCAAGCUCCCCUCCACUUCUGGGGUCCCCGAUCCUACAAAGCAGGCAGAAGAAAUCUUGAAUUCCAUCCUACCCCCAAGGGAGUGGGUGGAGGACACCCAGCUAUGGAUCCAGCAGGUGUCCAGCACCCCCAGCACCAGGAUGGAUGUGGUGCACCUGCAGGAGCAGCUGGACCUGAAGCUGCAGCAGCGGCAGGCCAGGGAGACCGGCAUCUGCCCCGUACGCAGGGAGCUCUACUCACAGUGUUUCGAUGAGCUGAUCCGGGAGGUCACCAUCAACUGUGCCGAGAGGGGACUGCUGUUGCUGCGAGUCCGGGACGAGAUCCGCAUGACCAUUGCUGCCUACCAGACCUUGUAUGAGAGCAGCGUGGCAUUUGGCAUGAGGAAGGCGCUGCAGGCCGAGCAGGGGAAGUCAGACAUGGAGAGGAAAAUUGCAGAACUGGAAACAGAAAAGAGAGAUCUGGAGAGGCAAGUGAACGAGCAGAAGGCCAAGUGUGAGGCCACCGAGAAGCGGGAGAUCGAGAGGAGACAGGUGGAGGAGAAGAAGCACAAUGAGGAGAUUCAGUUCCUUAAGCGGACGAAUCAGCAGCUGAAGGCCCAACUGGAAGGCAUUAUUGCACCAAAGAAGUGAUCGUUUCCACAUGGGUCUCAGCAAGCACUGCUACCCCAUCCUAAGCCCGUUGUAAUAAAAAAAUAGCUAGCUUCCUGAGUGAA